Venustampulla echinocandica is the source of this 1440-nucleotide messenger RNA. RefSeq lists its product as uncharacterized. Lineage: Eukaryota; Fungi; Ascomycota; Leotiomycetes; Helotiales; Pleuroascaceae. The record is from RefSeq and is a predicted model, not a curated record. Gene Ontology annotation, biological process: transmembrane transport. The transcript is spliced from 6 exons. Gene Ontology annotation, molecular function: transmembrane transporter activity. The coding region runs from base 1 to 1440 and encodes 479 amino acids.
AUGUCAUUGCAAAAGACCAUUCCCUCCAAUGUUAAAACCAGUUCUGAUGACGUUGUGGAUGCUGUGGUUGCCAGAGUGGUGCUCCCAGAUGUCGACUAUCUUACUGGUUGGCGGUUUGCAGCCGUUGGCAUCGCGAUCGUUUUGAGCAUUGCCCAAAACAGCAUGACUCUCAUUGUGGGACGAGCGAUUACUGGCUUGGGUGUCGCUGGUACAUUUGGUGGAUCUUAUAUUAUUAUAGGAGUCUCCGUUCCACCUGAGAAGCGCCCUGCGAUGACAGGAUUAAUGGGCUCAGCGUAUGCCAUUGCGUCCGUGAUAGGACCGUUGAUUGGAGGUGCUUUGACUGAUCGUGUCACUUGGCGUUGGUGCUUUUAUAUCAAUCUCCCCUGUGGUGCUCUCGCAGCAGCAUCAAUCGUCCUCUUUUUCAGGGUUCCCGACGCUAUUAAACCUACCGAAGCUACUAUCAAGGAGAAACUUCUACAGAUGGAUAUUCCUGGGUUUUUGUUCGUUACCGCGGCAGUCGUCUGCUACCUGCUUGCAAUGCAAUGGGGAGGUCCCCUUAAGAUCUGGAGCUCAUCUAGUGUUAUCGGGACGCUUGUCGGUUGUGUUGUAGUAUUUAUAGCGUUCCUGGCCAUCAAAUGGUACCAGGGUGAAAGGGCGCUCUUGCUACCCAACAUUAUGAAGAACCGAACCAUUGUACGUGGUUCAGCCUUCAGCUUUCUGAUUGCCGGCAAUUUCUAUAUUCUACUGUACUACCUCCCAAUCUAUUUCCAAGCAGUUCGAGGAACCGACGCGACAGAAUCAGGAAUACGAACGCUUCCAUUAAUUCUCGGCCUGACUCUAGUACAAAUCAUCAAGGGAAUUUCAGUUGGCGCCACCAAGCUCUUCAAUCCGUUUGUACUUUUAGGCGGAGCCCUCACGACCAUCGCCUCCGCGUUAAUGACGAAACUACAACCAGAUUCUCCAUCUACCGUUUGGAUAGGUUAUCAAGCCCUGGCAGGGGUUGGGCUUGGUCUUUGUUUCAAUGUCUACAUAAUAAUUGCUCAAAAUAUCGUCAAGCUUAACGAAGUCGCCACCGCAACCGCCAUACUUCUCUUCUUCCAAUCCCUUGGCGGAGCCCUCGUAGUAUCCGCAGCUCAAGCUCUCUUUCAGAACGAACUCAUUAACACCCUGCCCAUCACAAAUCCGACUUUAAACGCCGCCAGCAUAUUUAGUAUCGGGGCUUCUGAAAUCCAAAAAAGCCUCAGUAAGGAGGAAUUGCCCGGUAUUAAUGCAAGCUACAUGAAAGGAUUACACAUGGCUUUUGCUUUGGCAUGUCCUACGGCGAGUGCGGCGACAUUCGUUGCUGGGUGGCAAAAGUGGUUUAGGUUCAAAACACCCAGUGAUGCUCCCGAAGGAGCGGGGGAGGCUCAAGGUGAGAAUGGGGAGGAGAAGAUGCACUAA